This is a messenger RNA of Coregonus sp. 'balchen', 16122 nucleotides long. The record is from the annotation of a GenBank genome assembly. Lineage: Eukaryota; Metazoa; Chordata; Actinopteri; Salmoniformes; Salmonidae.
AUGACAGUGCACGGACGAGAGAAGACUCCUUGCCCGCUCCGCCUGUCGGUCGCGUUAGAAGCGGGGAGAGGAGUUGGUCGGUAUGCAGUGCUGAUGGCUCUGUGCGCGCUGUGCUACGGCAACUCUCUGCAAGGGGAGUUCGUGCACGACGAUGUGUGGGCUAUCAGCAAUAACCCCGACGUCCGGCCGGGGUCCAGCCUGCAGAACAUCUUCACCAACGACUUUUGGGGCAAGAGGAUGGCGGACAACACAAGCCACAAGUCGUACAGACCGUUAUGCAUCCUCACCUUCAAGUAAGUUCGCUCUCUCCCCUCUCCCCUCUCCCCUAGCUCUCUGUGGUUAUCUUCCCAGCAAAGUCGCUGUAGUUAACUUGAACAGCUGGGUCUCGGGCGGGAAUGAGAAACUAUGUUGCUUAAGUGACAAUGUCCAAAAAUGCGCUGGUCUCGUCAGCCAUCCAACCUGUGAUCCGAUACAAGUGAUACCAUGUAUCGGAUCUCCGAAAUAGGCUGACGUCAUAGGCUAGCCAACGGUAGGUUUCUUCUUGCUAUGAGCUAGGUUGAGCUUGGUCGAUCGCCAGCGUUUAUGAACGACGCACAUCUGUACCUACCAUAAACAAACAUGUAUGUAGCCUAAUGGGUUUUAAACAGAUUGCUACCGCGAUCCGCUUGCGCAGUUAGCUAAACUUGUUUAAGCGUACGAUGAACGCUGCUCGCUCGCAAGAAAAGCAGAUCUUAUUUGUGCUCCUUGAUCUUAGAAUAUGCUACAGAAAUGCAACUUAAACAUUUUUCAAAUAGGCUAGAUUCGACAUACAGCAUGUUAGCUGGACCGGGCAGAUGUUGACCGUUUUUGCCUACACACUUGUUGCUUGCUGUGGAAUCCCUGAAAGCGCACUCACUUUCAGUGUAUUUUGGUGGAUAUGUUUUACGCUGCAGAACAUUGAUAAACCGCAUUUCGGGAAAUGUGUGCUUCAAUGUUGUUGCGUGAAGUAAACAAACAGUCGUCGUUCAAGGGAACUUUUCCAGCCAGUGUCAAUUUAAUGUCUGGGCAGCACACACUGGAGAGGGCUUGUCACAGGCAGCGCAAUGGGACGCGGGAGGGGUCUGGCUCUCGGCGCCAGCAUUAGUCAACCAGAAACAUUAAUAGCCUCAGAUUGAUGAAACACCUACAGCAGACUUGUUGAAAGAUGUGUUGAUAGGAAAACUACAAAAAACCGUAGGCUCUGUUUCUAUCUAGCACACGUGUAGGAUUGAUAAGAUGGUGAAGUGAAGUGUUAUAAUAAUACACUUUUCCAGCAGGUCUUUAUGUAAUCAGUGAGGGCCCAAAGUGCUUGGUUUUCUUCAGCAGGCAAUACAGUUGAAAUAUAAAUAAUAGAUAGGAAAAGACUGGAAUACUAAUAUGAACCAUCAGGCGGUAGGUAACCACUGGAUAGACCCAUUCUCUGCCUGGUAAAGCUUUGUGCUUUUUCUUUGUAUAGGGCUGUGGACACACACAUACACACCAUCCUAUGUAUGGGACUUAUCUAUUCUAAUACUUUGAUUGCUUAGUAAGACAUCAUCUCCACCGUCAGUCUGUCGCUGUAUCCUCUGACCUCUUCUCAGAGCCUGAACCAUCUGACAACCAUGAGCUGCUCCUCCCCGACACCGUACGAUGCGCCAGCCAGAAAAUACAUUUCAAAGAAGUGUUUCUUUCUCAGUGCUACAUUCCUCAGUGUUGAGCGUAGAUAUCAACAUCAUCUUUUGAAGAGGGCAUAUUCAGAGCUGAAGAUGUGAGAUGCUGAUUAUGACAACAGAGAUGUUGUCAGCUGCUGCGUGUGUGUGUGUGUGCUGAAUCCUUAGUGCACUGGUUAGGGGGAGAGGGAAGGCUGAUGUGCUGAUACUUUUAAUGGGUUUCUCUCUUUGAGGAGAUGGAUGGAGCAUCUGGUUGUGUAGCGCUCUCCUUCUGGUUCUGCAGUUGGUUAACCACACAUUGCUGCCAAGCAGCUGAAUCUCAAUCUACACAUAGCCCAAAGCUGGCCAGAUGCAUUCUCUGUAGUGUGUACGCUCACUCACUCACGAAUACACAUACACAAGCUACUCCUAGAUGUCUGUCUGUCUCAUGCCUGUAGUCUAAUACUCAGUGACGGCACAGAGAGAAGGGAGGAGAUGAGUUGUCAGUGUUGGUACAACAGUGUAAAGACACUCGUCAUAACCUGCUGAUGCCUCUGUCAUAUCCUCUGUCCCCUCCAAUACAGCCAGGCUGCCUGGUGACAGUUACUGUGUCCUUACAGAGCUGGAUACCUGUCUGUUUCAGCAUUGACCAGUGUACCACUCUACCUGCACGGCUAAGCACUUCUAUCUUGUAUCCCAAUACAGGGACUAUAUAGUGUUGUAGCUAGGCAAUGGUAAAACAAAUAGGACAUCUAUACAGUGGUGGGCCUAGUGUUUUUCCUGCUCAGGUGAUGUGGUCUGGAAAACGUCCAGAUCCUAGUCGUAGGCUAUAAGAAAGGCCUCGUUUUUCCUGGUCAGUUCACAUUGUCAGGAAAUUGUCCACUGUCCAGCCUCUGGUCUCUAAUUGAAAUGUAUUAGUCUUAAUAUCAGAGUGCACAUCUGCCAUGACUCACUGAGAAGGCCUAUAACCAGAUUACAUCAGAGGUCUGGCUUACACAUGUUCAGGGUUAAUACCCUUUCCCCAGGGCAUCCUACAACAUCCACCAUGCAUGAUCUAUGAUUUAACAGGGGUGGAGCCUGCUUUUCAUCAUCACUUAAUGGAUUGGCCAAUGGCUUAUAUGAGACGUCCCCAUUAUCGCUUAUGUAUGACAAUCAGCUCUACAGUCUUUCCCCCAUUAAAACCCAUGUUUAUAUUCUCUUCAGAUUCCCUUCUGUCUAGUUUAGUUCUGUUUCAGAUUCUCCAAGUCUUUCAUCCUGGAAAUGUAUGGGUUUCUUCACAUUAGGAGUCAGACUGUGUUUAAUGAUGAGAGAAACAGGCUGUUUUACAGAGAUGGUGUAAUACUGUAAUUGAAAUCAUAAUGGAGGGUUGGGAUUCUUCUCUACUCUGAGACGGGGGAGGAAUCGCUUAAUAUAAUUUUGCAGGUUUUCCUACUUACAAAGCAUGUAGAGGUCUGUCAUUUUUAUCAUAGGUACACUUCAACUGUGAGAGAUGGAAUCUAAAACAAAAAUCCAGAAAAUCACAUUGUAUGAUUUUUAAGUAAUUAAUUUGCAUUUUAUUGCAUGACAUAAGUAUUUGAUACAUCAGAAAAGCAAAACUUAAUAUUUGGUACAGAAACCUUUGUUUGCAAUUACAGAGAUCAUACAUUUCCUGUAGGUCUUGACCAGGUUUGCACACACUGCAGCAAGGAUUUUGGCCCACUCUUCCAUACAGACCUUCUCCAGAUCCUUCAGGUUUCAGGGCUGUCGCUGGGCAAUACGGACUUUCAGCUCCCUCCAAAUAUUUUCUAUUGGGUUCAGGUCUGGAGACUGGCUAGGCCACUCCAGGACCUUGAGAUGCUUCUUACGGAGCCACUCCUUAGUUGCCCUGGCUGUGUGUUUUGGGUCGUUGUCAUGCUGGAAGACCCAGCCACGACCCAUCUUCAAUGCUCUUACUGAGGGAAGGAGGUUGUUGGCCAAGAUCUCGCGAUACAUGGCCCCAUCCAUCCUCCCCUCAAUACGGUGAAGUCGUCCUGUCCCCUUUGCAGAAAAGUAUCCCCAAAGAAUGAUGUUUCCACCUCCAUGCUUCACAGUUGGGAUGGUGUUCUUGGGGUUGUACUCAUCCUUCUUCUUCCUCCAAACACGGCGAGUGGAGUUUAGACCAAAAAGCUCUAUUUUUGCCUCAUCAGACCACACGACCUUCUCCCAUUCCUCCUCUGGAUCAUCCAGAUGGUCAUUGGCAAACUUCAGACGGGCCUGGACAUGCGCUGGCUUGAGCAGGGGGACCUUGCGUGCGCUGCAGGAUUUUAAUCCAGACGGCGUAGUGUGUUACUAAUGGUUUUCUUUGAGACUGUGGUCCCAGCUCUCUUCAGGUCAUUGACCAGGUCCUGCUGUGUAGUUCUGGGCUGAUCCCUCACCUUCCUCAUGAUCAUUGAUGCCCCACGAGGUGAGAUCUUGCAUGGAGCCCCAGACCGAGGGUGAUUGACCGUCAUCUUGAACUUCUUCAAUUUUCUAAUAAUUGCGGCAACAGUUGUUGCCGUCUCACCAAGCUGCUUGCCUAUUGUCCUGUAGCCCAUCCCAGCCUUGUGCAGGUCUACAAUUUUAUCCCUGAUGUCCUUACACAGCUCUCUGGUCUUGGCCAUUGUGGAGAGGUUGGAGUCUGUUUGAUUGAGUGUGUGGACAGGUGUCUUUUAUACAGGUAACGAGUUCAAACAGGUGCAGUUAAUACAGGUAAUGAGUGGAGAACAGGAGGGCUUCUUAAAGAAAAACUAACAGGUCUGUGAGAGCCGGAAUUCUUACUGGUUGGUAGGUGAUCAAAUACUUAUGUCAUGCAAUAAAAUGCAAAUUAAUUACUUAAAAAUCAUACAAUGUGAUUUUCUGGAUUUUUGUUUUAGAUUCCGUCUCUCACAGUUGAAGUGUACCUAUGAUAAAAAGUACAGACCUCUACAUUACAUCUCAUGGAGAAAUGCUUUUAUAGAACCUGAACUAAUGGUUUUCAGUACCUGGGUGUGUAAUGGAGAUUUUAGUGUUGUGUUAUAACUUUGUGUGGGUGGGAAAAAUGUAAUUUGAACAGUCUAAUAUCUACAGAUAUGGGAUAUAUUAUAUGACAUUUCCAAAUUGCUUAAAUCACCCUUAUUACGCCAUCAAAAAGCUGAUUUAGAGGGAGAUCAUAUGUAUUCCAAUAUACUCUGUUUAAAAUAAUCAGGGUUUAUCCAUUUUAAAUUGGGUAAUUACGGGAAGGGAAUAUAUCCUCACCGAAAACAAAAUAAAUGUAAUUGUAUUCAAUUCAUGUUAGAUACCCGUCCUGAAUUUAAUUGACUGAGGUCGAAUGGAAUUGACCCCAACCGUGAUUGGUCAAUUGGACUGUAGUCAUUGGUGAUGGUGGAAACUGUAAGGGAGGGUCACAGUUCCCGAGACAGUGUGGCUGUGAUACAUUAGAAGCGAAUGUUUCAUAUCCUGCAGUUUUAGUUUGAAUAAGACUAUUUUCUCUCUAAUUAUGAUGGUAAAAUGGUGAUUACAAUCCUAUCUCUCUCUCUCUCUAUCAGAUUGAACAUCCUCUUGGGUGGAAUGACCCCUCUCUAUUUCCAUGUGGUCAAUGUGUGUCUUCACUGUGCCGUGACCUGUCUGCUCAUGCACACGUGUGAUCGUUGCGUGUUCGACGACCCCCGUCUGGCCUUCCUCACCGCCCUCCUCUUCGCUGUGCACCCCAUCCACACUGAGGCUGUGAGUAUGCACACACACACACGACCCCCUCUAGCAGACAUGACUCUUCUCAAUGACUCCUCCCUCACAUGUAAGACCAAUGACAUGGAUUCAUUCACAUACUGUAGAUUAAGGCUACCUUGUGACACAUGCAGUCAUCCUCUGACAUGGUCAUCUGUGACUAACUGUGCCUUCACAUGUGAGACAAGCUCGGGGCUCUCACACACCCGUCUCACUACUGGGGAAUCAGGUCCCUGUUCAAUAAGUCCCGAAAGGCAACCUUCCCGUUUUCAUAUUACAGUUCCAGCUCCAUGAAUUUAGUUUUGAAUGUUUGAAAAGUAGCGAGGCAAGUUUUAGAAUUUGGGAAAUGUAUGCAAAUCCUGUGUGGAGGAGAAUUCUAAUUCAUUUUCACAGGUGAAAGAAGAGGAAAGACUGUGUUAAAGUUAGAGCUCUGCAGAGACAGUGGUUGAAACAGAGAGAGAUGAAAAGGGUGAAAGAGAGAGAGAGAGAGAGAGAGAGGUGUCUGUGUGUCUAGCUUCCCCAUCAGCCAUAGUCUUCUUUAGUGUUAAUCCUACAGUUCCCUUCAUCAUUCCAUCUGGCCCCAGGCUUCAUCGCCCAACCUCAUCCCUAAACCAUAAGCUAAUCAUGGACCAACCUCCAGCUCAUAAUCCCUGUCCACAUCCACUCAAAUGAGUCUUUAGCUUCCUAGCUCAUACCAGCACUAGCCUCCCUUGCAUAGAUUUUCAGGAGCUUCAGUCCCAUUUCCACCCAGUGUCAGUCUGCUAGGCAGUCAUGCAGUAUGUAGUCAGUCAUUCUGAGGGCUUGGGCUGAUGCUGGGGCUGUGUAGUGGCAGGUCUUUGGCAGUGUUGUGUCUGCAGUGAGUGACUGUGCCAGUGGUGCCAGAGCCUGAUGAACUCAGUGCAGUAAACCGGUUAUGUCAUUAGCCAGGGGACCAGCUGGAGUUCACUUCACUUAUACUGAUGAGGAGGGAUACACACACCACAAACACCCCACAAUCAGACAGAGAUUAAAAAGUGGCCUAUCCCUCAUCCUCCUUCUCUGUGAAGCUUCUGGCAUCACACAGUCCCUGUCUCCCUAUCCAAUAUGGCUGCCAUAAAGAUGCAGUCAUUCAGUUCUGCAGCCAGUGAAUGGAGGUGCUGUUCAAGGCUGAAAGCCCUCUAUUCAUCCCACUCUCCUCUCCUCUCUUCUCAAUGGCGGCUGCUGACACAGACUGGUCAGGUCAUGUUGGGAUCCCACUGACCGUCUGUGUGUCUCUCUGUCCACUUAGGCACACACAUGGUUGGCAUGGCGAAGUAGAUGUUGUUGAGUGUCUUAGCUGUUGGGAAAAGACAGGCCAGACAGAGUUGAGGGACACCAUACUGUAGAUAUAAUCAUUUUUCUUGUGACUUUUAACACCAUGUUAUUGAGAAAAUGCGUAUUUUGCAGACCUGAGAGAGUGUGUGUUUGGGUGUGUGGGAUGUGUGUGAUGCAUGUGUGUGGUGUAUGUGUGUCCUUGGGCUGUACUGUAUAUUCUACUCCACGUGUUGAGUUUAGAGUGGGGGAGCUGCAGCUGUGUUCAAAUUCCUGCUAAAUUAUGUAAUUGGCUAGAAUGAGGUAAUCUGCGUUUGUGCUGUGAACAGAGCCCAGUGUGUGUAGAGCAGAUCAGGCCAGGAGACAGCAGGGGAGAGGUGGGUGAGCCAUACUAUUACAGCAGCUAUGGUUAACACAAUGGCUAUUAUUGAAACACCGUUGUCUCAGUUCGAGACAGAUCCCUGUAUCACUGUCACCACUGUGUCACCACUGUCAGAGGUACCGUAUAUCACUAUAGGUUUAUGGACAUGUGUGGUGCUGGGUUAAAGAGGAGUAGUACGGUACUGACUAGCGUCCUGCCCAGGGGGUGUACUUGUACAUCAAGCUGCCUCACGCUACAGAAACAGGAUGGGCCCAGGCCGUUCUGGCUUGGACAAGGCUAAUUACUUACUCUACUGUAGUAGGGAGUGUGUGGUGGGGUAGUACUGUACUAGGAGGUGUGUGGUAAGGUAGUACUUUACUGUAGUAGGGGGUGUGUGGUGGGGUAGUACUCUACUGUACUAGGAGGUGUGUGGUGGGGUAGAUACUUUUAGUUUAGGGGUGUGUGGGGUUGUGGUGGGGUAGUAUUUUACUGUAGUAGGGGGGUGUGUGGUGGGGGGUAGUAUUUUACUGUAGUAGGGGUGUGUGGUAAGGUAGUACUUUACUGUAGUAGGGGUGUGUGGUGGGGUAGUACUUUACUGCAGUAGGGGGUGUGUGGUGGGGUAGUACUUUACUGUAGUAGGGGGUGUGUGGUGGGGUAGUAUUUUACUGCAGUAGGGGGUGUGUGGUGGGGUAGUACUUUACUGUAGUAGGGGGUGUGUGGUGGGGUAGUAUUUUACUGCAGUAGGGGGUGUGUGGUAAGGUAGUACUUUACUGUAGUAGAGGGUGUGUGGUGGGGUAGUACUUUACUGCAGUAGGGGGUGUGUGGUGGGGUAGUACUUUACUGUAGAAGGGGGUGUGUGGUGGGGUAGUACUUUACUGUAGUAGGGGGUGUGUGGUGGGGUAGUACUUUACUGUAGUAGGGGGUGUGUGGUGGGGUAGUACUUUACUGCAGUAGGGGGUGUAUGGUAAGGUAGUACUUUACUGUAGUAGGGGUGUGUGGUAAGGUAGUAGUAAUAAUAAUAAUAAUAAUAAUAAUAUGCCAUUUAGCAGACGCUUUUAUCCAAAGCGACUUACAGUCAUGCGUGCAUACAUUAUAUAUUUUUUUGUGUAUGGGUGGUCCCGGGGAUCAAACCCACUACCUUGGCGUUACAAGCGCCGUGCUCUACCAGCUGAGCUACAGAGGACCUUACUGUAGUAGGGGUGUGUGGUAAGGUAGUACUUUACUGUACUAGGAGGUGUGUGGUAAGGUAGUACUUUACUGUAGUAGGGGUGUGUGCGGUCAGGAUAGAGUACUCAAAUCCCCUCUAAGGGAACAGCAUGCUCCUGAGUUCCAGUCUUGAGGAACCCUCUCGCCUCACGCCGUGCCUCAUGCCAGGAAGGGUUGUGGGGUUAUGUAGGGAGAGAGAGAGAGGGCUAAUACACAAACACUCACAUGUACGCAUGAACACACACACACACACACACAAAUCAGUACCAAAUGUCCCAUUAGACAGUUCCAGGGGGCAGGGUGUGUCUCUAAGCACCUUCUAUUAGAAACAGCUGCAGCCCUAGAGGGGUGUGGUACCGAAUGUUCUAGAUUGUGUGUUUCUCACUGCACGCAGGCGCGCACAAACGCACACAGCUGGUACUCCAUGGGGUAGGACAUUAAAGGUCUGAUUUAGAUAUUUUAAGUGAGUGUUAGGGCUGGGAGUGUUUGUGAGUUGAGAUAUAUUGUUAAAGAAUGUGUGUUUGUGUGUUUCUGUCUCUCUCUGUGUGUGUGUGUGUACCGAGAUGACACUGCUGAGUCACCUUCAUUCACAGUGGGAGGCAGGGAUGGAUGGAGGAAGAUGAAAGGAGAGAAAGAACAGAGGGGGGAAGUGAAGGAUGAAGGGCAAUCGGAUGAGGGGGUGGGAGAGAGGACGAAGUUGAAAGGGAUGGGAGCGCCCCUCCCCCUGCUUUACUGAUGAGCUUCUACAGCACAGUUGGUUAGGAGCCUGUAGUCACUUUAUCCCUACCUACAUGUACAAAUUACCUCGACUAACCUGUACCCCCGCAUAUUGUCUCUAACCGGUACCCCCUGUAUAUAGCCUGGUUAUUGUUAUUUUAUUGUGUUACUUUUUAUUAUUUUUUACCUUAGUUUAUUUUGUAAAUAUUUUCUUAACUCUUUCUUGAACUGCAUUGUUGUUUAAGGGCUUGCAAGUAAGAAAAUACAAAGUGUUGGAAUUCCUGAUUCCAUAUAUGAUCAUGAGUCAAAUAAUGCCUGAUGAGAGCACCAUCAGGAAUAAUACCAACUUUGUAUUUUCUUAAAUAAAAACAAACGAUUACUCAGUGAUUACUCAACAACUACACUAAAAUAAGUGCAAUAUGCGUGUGAAAUCAAUAUGUAAACAUGGCUCAGACAUUGUAUAGGCCUAUUCUAUAAUAUUUUCUAACAAAGAGAAGAAUAUGCGCUCUUGUGUGACUCACAUAAAGGAGGCGUGUCUGUAGCAAGGCAGGCUACUUCUCAUUACCCACUCCUGGUUAAUGUGAUUGGCUGUACUAGCUAUGUUUCCAUGAACUUGUCCAGUGAUAUGUUUUUGUCAACAUUUAGAACGUUUGCAUAGAAAAUAGAUGCGACAAUUGUCUGCUAGGGUCCGUUUCCAUUUAACUAUCUUGUGGCGAUAAAAACAGCUGGACAUAAUGACGCCACACCAAUUUUUUGUUGUCGUUGCAAAAACCUACAGUGUCGAAUAAAAUGUUUGUGGUUGAAGUGUUUCCAUUAACCAUUUAGGCAAAUUGUGAAUUAAUAAAUUGUUGACAGACUGUAUGCCCUCCCACAUAUCUGUUUCAUGUCUCAAGGUAUAGCCCGCGAAAGCUAGCAUGUAUAGAAUGCAAUAAUUUACUAAUAUUAACCAUAUUCUAAUAAUUAUCAUGUGCCAACAUAUCGCCAUGGUGAAACUUGCACUACUGUAGAUCUUAAAUAAGUGGACGACAAGUUUCGAGCACUUUCACGAGGUGCUGAAAUCCCACAUGCUCCUCAACCACCAAGAAUGGGUGCAUAUCCGCGGCUAUAAACAGGCUACCUAUCGCUCUCGUAACUUCUUUGGUCCGGUCAGAAUCAACUGCGAAGAGCUGCUUGAAUGCAGAGGGGAGACGAAGUUGUGUUUUAUUUUAUUUUUUUGCGUUUACGUUUUGCUCAAGGGUAGGAAUACUGGGGUGAUGUCGGCGUAAAUGUGUCAAUGUGUUUAAGAUGUUGGCAGCUCCAUAGGCUAUUCUCGUUGAGCAGUGGCGACAUACUCUCUCUGUACAUCGCCGUUGUAAUCUACUGGGAAGGCCAAAUGUUCCCAAACUGGAGAUUUAAAUGAUGAUGGAGAAUCCUAGUUUAACGACCACACCACUCGCUAUCGUACAGCACUAGUUCCGGGCUGCGCCUUAUAAAAGGACAGUUUGACAUGCGCCAAUUAACAUUUGAAUUGUGAUUACAACGUGCGCAUAUUUUUUUUUUUUUUUUAACGGAAUAGCCUGAUGUAUUUUUUUCCCAGCUCAGAUUUACGCAAGAGGCCUAAAAUGCAGUGUAGGCCUAGUGUUUAGUAAAUAUAUUUUGUAUGUAUUCAUUCGGGUUCACAGUGCGGACCGAACCGAGGUCCCAGUACCCUAACACCUCUACUACACACACACAGACACAGACAGAGACUGUGACAGAGGUUGGCUGUCUUGCCAGUUAGAUUAAAAGGUUCUGGGACCUACUGUUAUAUUUACCGACUCUCCGGAGGGUGGCAAUCAAUCUACUUCUUCCCGUCCUUCUCAGCUAUUGCUAUCCCUCUCCUCCUUAUCCCUCCUUCUCUCCAUCCCCUGUCUUCCUAUCCUGGAGGUUUUGAGAUAUAUGAUCUCACAACUCCUAUCUGACCCUGUUAAUCUCUCAGAGUCUGACUUUCUGUCUCUCUGUCUCUCUCUCUCUCUCUCUCUCUGUCAAUUCAAUUUAAGGGCUUUAUUGGCAUGGGAAACAUAUGUUUACAUUGCCAAAGCAAGUGAAAUAGAUAAUAAACAAUAAAAAAAAUUAACAGUAAACAUUACACAAGUGCCAAAAGAAUAAAGACAUUUCAGGUGUCAUAUUAUGUCUAUAUACAGUGUUGUAAUGAUGUGCAAAUAGUUAAAGUACAAAAGGGAAAAUAAAUAAACAUAAAUAUAGGUUGUAUUUACAAUGGUGUUUGUUCUUCACUGGUUUCCCUUUUCUUGUGGCAACAGGUCACAAAUCUUGCUGCUGUGAUGGCACACUGUGGUAUUUCACCCAAUAGAUAUGGGAGUGUCACGGUUUCGGCCGAGGCUGCUCCUCCUCCUGGUUCGGGCAGGCUUCGGCGGUCGUCGUCCCCGGAGUACUAGCUGCCACCGAUCUUUGUUUCAUGUUCGUUUGGUUUUGUCUUGAUGUUGUACACCUGUGUCUUGUUAGUCCUCGUUAGUGUCCUAUUUAGUUCUCGUUGUGUGUGUUUGUCUUUGUGUGUGAUUGCUCUUCUGUUUCGUGUUGGAGCUACGUACUUCCCUCCAGUGUUUUGGAGAGGUUUUUCGCACAUGUUAGUGCGCCGUUUGUUUGACGCCUGUGUGCGCCGUUAUUUCGCCUUCGGGCUUAUUGUGCUUAUUUUCUACGUGAAUAUUGCACUAAAGUCUUUUGGACUGAGCUUCUGCGUCCUGCGCUUGAUUCAUGCACCACACCCACCUUCAGCACCCCUUGACAGGGAGUUUAUCAAAAUUGGAUUUGUUUUCGAAUUCUUUGUGGGUCUGUGUAAUCUGAGGGAAACAUGUGUCUCUAAUAUGGUCAUACAUUUGGCAGGAAGUUAGGAAGUGCAGCUUCAGUUUCCACCUCAUUUUGUGGGCAGUGUGCACAUAGCCUGUCUUCUCUUGAGAGCCAGGUCUGCCUUCGGCGGUCUUUCUCAAUAGCACGGCUAUGCUCACUGAGUCUGUACAUAGUCAAAAAUUUCCUUAAUUCUGGGUCAGUCACGGUGGUCAGGUAUUCUGCCACUGUGUACUCUCUGUUUAGGGCCAAAUAGCAAUCUAGUUUUCCCUAAUGUUUUUUAAAUUAUUUCCAGUGUGUCAAGUAAUUAUCUUCUCUCUCUCUCUCGCUCUGUCUGUCUCUCUCGCUCUGUCUCUCUCUGUCUCUCUCUCGCUCUCUCGCUCUCUCUCUCUCGCUCUCUCGCUCUCUCUCUCUCUCUGUUCUUUAUCUCAGUCCCAGUUGGACAUGUCAGUGUGCUCAUCCGGUCUGACUAACUGCCUCACUGCAGCAGAGACUUAAAACCUGCAGACCUCACUGGAACAUAACGUACCCCAGACCCAAACAGAACUGUAACACAAUCUAACAUAUCACCAACUAACAUAUCACAACCUAAUGUAUUGCCACCUAACUAGGUCUCUCUCUUGGAAAAUAGGCUCAAACAUCAGGGCACUUUGUGGUAAAUGUACAGAAAUGAGUCUAAAUAUUCAUACUGUCUCAUCUCCAACCUGCCCUGAACUCCCUCUGGACCUCUGCUGACAGACUGUACCAUAACACAGUGUUAUGUAACAGAGUUAUGUGUCUCAGUGUAACCUAGCAACAGAAUAGUCCUGUGUAGCUCAGUUGGUAGAGCAUGGCGUUUGCAACGCCAGGGUUGUGGGUUCGAUUCCCACGGGGGGCCAGUAUGAAAAUGUAUGCACUCACUAAAAAACUGUAAGUCGCUCUGGAUAAGAGCGUCUGCUAAAUUACUAAAAUGUAAAUAGACUUCCCUAUGAACACCCACUCUACUCUGUCACUAGUCUACAGGUUGUCCGGGUCAGCUGAGACACAGGACUAAUGUAAACUCUGUGUGUGUGUGUUGCAGGUGUCUGGUAUCGUGGGCAGGGCGGAUGUCUUGGCCUGCAUGAUGUUCCUCCUGGCAUUUCUCUCCUAUAUUAGGUAAGAAAACCUCUCUCUCUCUCUCUCUCUCUCUCUCUCUCUCUCUCUCUCUCUCUCUCUCUCUCUCUCUCUCUCACUACUCUGGAGGACGGAUUGUGUAGAGUUUUUUACACUGUGGGAGGUUUUUUCUGUUUACUUAAUAGCGCUCACUCUCUUCUCUCUCCCUCCUUCCUCUCUCUCCUCUCUCUCUCUCUCCCUCUCUCUCUCUCCAGGAGUGUGGGUGUGUGUGGCUCCGCAGACUCUCUGCCCUCCACGGUGUCUGUGUGGGCACUGGGUGCCAGUCUGCUUCUGGGCACCUGUGCCAUGCUGGUCAAAGAGACGGGCAUCACCGUCUUCGGGGUGUGUGUGCUCUACGACGCCCUGGUGCUCUGCCGCAAGCCCCUCCUCUUGUAAGUCCACUCUCUGUGUGUGUGUGUGCGUGUCUGUGAGUGGGUGAGCUAAGAUGGCUUGAUUGCCUAAGAAGCCCUUUGUCACAUUUAUCAGCUUGUGUGUGUAUGAGCUGGUUAUAUGCAAUUAGCUGUAUGUGUGUGUUGGAAAGAAAAACAUAUUUGUGUGUGUGUGUACCCUCCACCCAGGUCAUUUCAGUAUUCCUACAGACCAGGGUUCCUGUUAUUCUCUCCUAACUGUUGACUGUUCUCCUAAAAACACAGUUAGACCAGCCAGUUCAUUUGGUGGAUCAGCCAUCUAGAGAGACACAAUAACAUUUGUGUACCGUAACAGCAUGGCCAAAUGUUGGUAUGGGAAUGUCCUGGUUUCUGCCUCUCUGGGGUGUAUAUUACAGAGGAUUGUAACACAGGAUCAGACAAAGUGAGAGACGGGUGAAAACUACUGCUACAUAGACAGCUUGUGUGUGUGUAGUCCACCCUGCCAAAGCCAGGCCCAGAUGUUUUGGGGGCCUCCACCCCAUGCAGUGUUGGAAUGUGCUGGAAUUAGCCUGCGUUCAGUGGGCUGGCCUCUGAUAACGCAUUAAAGGAUUUUACAGUGAGGGUGUAUGUUUGUGUGUGUAUUAGGGGGUUAUGUUAGGGUAACUGUCACAGGCAUCUGUCAUUGAGUCGUGUGGCAGCCGGACUUGAGUGUGUCUGUGUGUGUGAGAGUUUGUUUCUGAGUGUGUGUACGUCAAUGUCCAUGUGUGUGUCUGUGUGUAAAUGUCCAUGUGUGUCUCUGUGUGUAAAUGUCCAUGUGUGUCUCUGUGUGUAAAUGUCCAUGUUUCUUUGUAUUUGGAUGUUUUUUUUUUGCGUUUGCUCAUCACACCUAUAGACUGUUAUCUCUAAUUAACUAACUAUCAUUAAUUGUUACCUGAUUAAAUUAAGCAUGUAACAAUUAACUCAUUAGGAUUUGGGGCACCACAAGAGCGGUUCUUUAAAGAGUUACCAUCUCUUGAAUUAAACUCUAAAAGGUAUUUUACCAAUCACAUCUAUAAACAGUCAACUUAUUAAUCAUAACCUCGUAUCAUAUCAUCAUUCUGAACAAUCGUAACCUCCUUGCAUCUGCAAAAACCUGAGCCUUACUUAUGAUUCAGUACUACACAAAUUGGUUUAAUUAUUUAUUUACGAGCUAAUUAAAUGGGAACACAGGAUAAACAUACACACUCUGCACCGGUUAUUGACUGGAGAAAACAGGUCCCUAGUGGAAUGACAACAACAUGGCUUGUUAACAAGAAGAGAUGGAAAGGGAGAUAGAGAGGGACAGAGAUAAUACUUUGAUAAAUUCAGAAACAACGCUCUUUUACAGUACCAAUAUACUUUGCACACGAACCGCCGCCCUCUUUGAGUAAGAAAUCAUGAAUGUAUUUACGUAGAAUGUCUGGUUCGUCAUGUAUCUCUCAGUGGACAGGACCGCCCUGGAAAGGGAGUUGGGCCUUCUCGCGCCACGCUUUUAAGGCUCUGAUUGUCCAAAAGUUCCAACAAGUAUUCUACUGUUGUUCUCCUCUGUAGUUGUCCGGUAUCCGGUGACUUGUCAUGUAGUCCUGAACAGAACUACAGAAUAGAUUUUUCUUCCCGGCGCUCUUGAAGUUGCUUCUUUGAAGAUUGCCAGCCGUAUCGAUGGUUCCCCAGUGGGGUGAUGAGAGUAGCAGGAUGUUUCUACUUAAAUUAGCUUUCGAAGAUACCUUACUUAGGACAGCUAACCAGCCGUACCAGUGAUAGUCCGGAGGUGAGUUUUCCUUCUCUACCUCGUAUUGCAAUUCAGAGUUCAAACCACUUGAGACGUGCAGCUGCAGCUUUACAUCUUUCUGGUCUGCAUGUUCAUUUCUUUAUCAAUCCUUAAUGCACUCUGGUCGAAAGGGGCGGAUCCGUCAGGCUGACACACUCUCUGACCUCACUCGGUGCGUGGCUACUUACUGUGCAAAGUUUAUGGGAAACAAAUGAUCUCUUAUGGCUCCUAAAAUCACAUCCCUAUCAUAAGAAAAAUACUUUAAUAAUUUUUCAUAUUUCAUUCACAACGUAUAGGAUGGACAUUUCACAUAUAAAGGGGGUAUACUUUCCAAGUUACAGUAUUUCCUUUAUAAGAUUUUUAAUGACAUCACAAAAUAACAACCCAAUUGACAUUAGUGUUCUGUAGACCGUUCUAUGGAGCGUUCGAACUGUGUGAGUGCUACCACUGAGCAGGCUGACAGACAGCCCUGGACUACAGGCCUCUCAUAGAGACUCUCACUGCUAAGCCUCUGAAAUAGCCUUUAGUAUUGUUGUAGUAUUACAACAGCUGUACUGGUCUGAUAGUGAAUGAGUGCACCACUAACCCCUACUGUGGGCUGAUGAAUGGUGUAUAGUACUAAUGCUGCUACUUGCUUUUUGUGGCUUUGCUUUUUCUCUCUGUUGCUCUGGACUAAAGCUGCCUGCUAAGUAGUUUGUGUAGACUCCUGUAGCUUUAAGACACUGUUCUGUUGGCUAAGUUACAGUACAGUGUUGUCGCUUUUUCAGGAAAUAGUGUUUUACUAGUUUUUUUGCGCUCUGCCAUUGCGGUUGUAUUCCCGACCCACACGCACACACACGGACGGACGCACACACACGGACGAACACGAACACGAACAGCUGUGUUGGCCUGCUGCCAGGCCUGGCUGUGUGUUUACAUGGCACAGCAACAUGCCUCUGCGUCUCUAGCCAGAAAACACACACAAACUGCACACACAACUUCAACUCCCUCCAGCCACCAGAGAACGCCCAGAGUUAUGGCCACAAUCUGGCACUGUGCCUGGGCCACAACCCUGAUCUCUGCCCCCUCUCCUUCAUCAUCCACCAAAACCACCACUGA